AUAUAUAUAUAACAAUCCAGAGAAUGAAAAUUUACAUAUUAUCUUGAGACCAGAAGAAAAAACUCAUGGAGAAGAUGACCGAACCUUCCAAACAGACAACAACAGAAGAAUCAGCAAAUCCAGAACCAGACCAAAUCUUGAGUCCAAGAAGAUCGUUGCAGCUAAAUCAAAAGAAAUGGUGGAUCUCUGUUUUAUUAUAUCUUUUUUUAGUCUUGCUCGGAGAUUCUCUCGUCAUGCUUCUCUUGAACUUCUUCUAUGUUCAAGACAACCGAGAAGAGAGUGACCAAGAUCUACAAUACAAAGGAACAUGGUUGCAAGCUCUUGUCCAAAACGCUGCGUUUCCAAUCCUUAUCCCUCUCUUUUUCAUUUUCCCUUCACCAAAACCUAACCAGGAAACCAACAAUACUCGUUUCCUCUCAUUUCGUCUCAUCUUCCUAUACGUUGUUCUUGGUGUUCUUGUCGCUGCUCACAGCAAAUUGUUUGCACUCGGGAAGUUAUACGCAAACUAUGGCGUCUUCACUCUGAUUUCGGCGACUCAGUUGAUCUUUACCACGAUUUUCACAGCCUUAAUUAACCGUUUCAAGUUUACCAGGUGGAUUAUCUUAUCGAUAAUCACCACCAUUUUGAUUUAUGUUUUCGGUAGUCCUGAAUUUGGAGGAGAGCCUGAUGAAAACGAAGAAUUCUACAACAUCCAAGCUUGGUUAACUUUUUCUGGUUCUGUUGCUUUCGCGCUAUCGCUCUGUUUGAUCCAACUCGGGUUUGAGAAGUUAUUGGUGAAGACAAAAAGAUAUGGUAACAAGAAAGUGUUUAGUAUGGUCUUGGAGAUGCAAAUAUGCGUCUCUUUUGUCGCCUCGGUUGUUUGUCUCGUGGGUUUGUUUGCGAGUGGCGAGUAUAAAGAACUGAAAGGCGAUAGCGAAAGGUUUAAGAAAGGAGAAACGUAUUACGUUCUGAGUUUGAUCGGGUUGGCUUUGUCGUGGCAGGUUUGGGCGGUCGGGCUGAUAGGUUUGGUGCUCUAUGUUUCCGGUGUGUUUGGUGAUGUCGUUCAUAUGUGCACUUCACCACUUGUGGCUUUGUUUGUUGUGUUGGCAUUCGAUUUUAUGGAUGAUGAGUUUAGUUGGCCUAGAAUUGGUACUCUGAUAGCAACAGUUGUGGCCUUAGGAUCUUACUUCUACACUCUCCACAAGAGAAACAAGGCGAAGAUGGUGGAACUUUACCAAAGAGAGAACAAUAUUGAAGUUUAGUCUCUCAUGUCAAAUGUUUGUUUCUGUUUCAAAAUAUGUUCUUGUUCUCCUGAAUCCAAAACAUGUUGUAUUGAUCUGAAAUUUGUGUAAUAUAUUUGUUAAUUGUUCUAUUUAGUUUGAUUUUUAUUUUUAUUUA
Molecule: messenger RNA, 1377 nt
Organism: Camelina sativa (false flax)
Lineage: Eukaryota; Viridiplantae; Streptophyta; Magnoliopsida; Brassicales; Brassicaceae
Product: putative purine permease 18
Cellular component (GO): membrane
Molecular function (GO): purine nucleoside transmembrane transporter activity
Source: RefSeq, a predicted model, not a curated record